AUGCAUGUGAGGUAUAGAUUGGCUUUAUAUAAAAAGACAGGAAGUAUUAACGAUACAGUUCUUGAAAAGUUUAUUUAUGACUUGAUUAGAGAGUUUGGAGGCAGUGAUUUGAGGAGCAAAGUGGAUGUUAAGUGCCAUAACAACGUGGUUAAGAUUGAGGUAGAUGAUGGUGCUUUUCUUGAUGUGCAUGGGGCAUUGUUUUUCUGUGGAGAGUAUGGACCUGUUGGAUGCAGGUUUGAGCGGAUUGAUUAA
Messenger RNA from Ordospora colligata OC4, 252 nucleotides. RefSeq lists its product as uncharacterized. Bases 1 to 252 code for a protein of 83 amino acids. NCBI's taxonomy places the organism in Eukaryota, Fungi, Microsporidia, Ordosporidae. The transcript has 2 exons. The record is from RefSeq and is a predicted model, not a curated record.